Messenger RNA from Diaporthe citri, 1293 nucleotides. RefSeq lists its product as uncharacterized. The transcript has 3 exons. Lineage: Eukaryota; Fungi; Ascomycota; Sordariomycetes; Diaporthales; Diaporthaceae. The record is from RefSeq and is a predicted model, not a curated record. Gene Ontology annotation, biological process: proteolysis. The coding region runs from base 1 to 1293 and encodes 430 amino acids. Gene Ontology annotation, molecular function: aspartic-type endopeptidase activity.
AUGGCGUCCUCAACACUCCUCACAGUAUCCUUUGUGAUGCUGCUGGGUGCUCACGCCGUCGGAGGUGCCCAUCUACACCCGCCGCGGUCCGGUCCCACGACAGAGACCCGGGAGGAGUCUGGGGGAACUUUCUCGAUACAUCAGACGAGGAACGCCCACUACAGGGGGAAGUCCGGCUUGGAGGCCAUGGUCGAUGUGUACAAGAAGUACGGCGUCGAGCUGACGCCGCAGUUGAAGAAGGCGGUUCAGAUCAAUACACAUUACGCAGCAUCUCGCAAGAGACAAACUGUUGAGGCGAUCCCUCCACAAGGCUUGGACUAUGAGUGGGUCAGUCCUGUCCAGAUUGGCACGCCGCCUCAGACGAUGUACUUGAACUUUGACUCUGGGUCUUCAGAUCUAUGGGUCUUCUCAUCGGACACACAAGCGAGUCAAGUGUCUGGCCAAUAUCUUUACACCCCCGGAAACUCAUCAACAGCCCAACUACAACCGGGCUAUACGUUCUCGAUCGGCUACGGGGAUGGUUCUGGGGCGCAAGGUCUUGUGUAUCGCGACCGGGUCGAGGUGGCCGGCUUCGUUGCGAACAGCCAGGCCGUCGAGUCAGCAACCCAGGUCUCACCCGAGUUCACCGACGACCCUUACUGUUGGGGCCUGCUCGGUCUGGGGAUGAGCGGUGGCAACACUGUGAAGCCCCAGCCGCAGCUCACCUUCUUGGACAACAUAAAGUCAUCCCUGACCAGGCCGCUGUUCACCGCCGACUUGAAGAGCGGCAAACCAGGGACGUACGGGUUCGGCUUCAUCGCGAACUCGUACUCGGGAAAUAUCCAGUACGCCCCUAUCGACCGGACAUCCAGUUACUGGCUGUUCGCAAUCACAGGGUACCGGGUAGGCCCCGCAACGAUACCAGGCAACCCCAACUCGGGCUACGUCACGUUCCCCUUCAGGGCAAUCGCAGACACGGGCACGACUCUGCUUCUGCUGCCUCAGAGCAUCGUUGAUGCAUACUGGAAACCGAUCACCGGCUCCUACUACGACGCCUCGUGGGCCGCGGUGCUGUUCCCCUGCAGCGCCGUCCUUCCGGACUUCACCUACGGGAUCGGCCUGUACAAGGGCGUCGUGCCCGGACGGUACAUGAACUAUGGAACGGUCGACGGCACCCUGUGCUAUGGCGGGCUGCAGGCCCAGGGGGGCAUCGACUUUGCUAUUGUAGGGGGUAUCGCGCUGAAGGCGCAGUACGCGAUAUUUGACCUGGGGAACAUGAGACUAGGGCUGGCGAAUAAGCCCUUGUCGAGUUGA